AUGACCGACUUUGAAAUUAACGAGGCUUUGUCCUCUUUGGAGAUUUUGAUGUCCGAGUUUUUCGCUCACACAACUAAUAACUUUAGAAAAAGGGAAAUCGAAAACAUUCUUGAAAACUUCGCAAAUCGAAGAGAUUCAUGGAAACAUUGUUUAUUGUUUCUACAAAAGUCACAAAACCAAUAUGUUUUAAUGUUUAUAUUAACAACACUGGAGAAAAUAAUAAAUAGGCAGUGGAUUCAUUUAUCAGACAAUGAGAAGACAGAAAUAAGGCUUACACUGAUGAAUGAACUCAUGACCAAACAUGAAGUAAUGUUAUAUUUCAUUAGAAACAAAUUGGCUGCACUCCUUGUUGCCAUAGCUCGGUAUGAUUGGCCCCAUCUCUAUCCAGAUUUCUUCAGUAAUAUUGUAGAGUUAUUAAAAUGUGAUGGUCAUCAAUGCAUCGUGGGUCUAGUGCUCGCUCAAGCUGCUAGUGAGGAGUUGGGUGCGGCACGAGAUACAGGGGUACUACUGCCAUCUGCUCGUAGAAGCCAGUUAGAACGGCUUAUGUUGAAAGGAAUGCCACAAAUGUUAAAUGCUCUAAGUGCCAUAUUAGAGAAGAAUGCUCAAAAAGAAGGUCAAUCAAAUCCUCCUCCUUCCCCGACCAGUGGCUUACCACAAUCUUCUGCUUUGCCUGAUCUACUGGCCAAUGCUCAUGAUGUACACUCGGGUGAUAGGGCAUUGAAUAUGGAUAUAGUAGUGAAAUGUCUAACAACUCUACAGCAUUUAUUUUCAUGGCUACCAUUGUCUUCACAUGUCCCUCCAUCACUCGUAACCACAGUUUUUUAUUGGGGCAGUGUUGCCACACAGUCGCAGAGUGUGGAGGCAGCAUUGGCGGGGCUUGGUGGUGUAUGUGAGUUGUUGUAUCGUCGAUACGCACCACCUUCCUCGGCAGCAACUGCCCUAAGACUGCAUCACUGUUCCUUAAGACUGUUGAGACAUCUGGCUCACCAUAACACACACAUGCACCGAGCACCGAUAGAUUACUUAAACAAGUUAGCAGAAUUUCUGAAAUUAUUUGUGUCACUGCAUUUCAAAAGAUUGGAAGCCGAGCCUGAGUUUGAUGCUAUAGAAUUCCUUUCGUAUUUAUUUCAGUAUACAUUCCAGGUGCCUAAAUGUAGUACAUUUGUCAAUUGUCUAGAUAUAUGGAUACAGUUUAUUGAUGUUCUUAAGCCUGAAGAUACAUCUAAAUAUUGGGAGGCUCUGCAAGCGCUAGUGAAUGGUGUACUCAAUAAGAUACAAUUCCAACAUAACAAAGCCCAGUUGCAGCAUUUGGAUAAUGAUGUUUGUGAUGAUGAUGGUGAAACUGAAUGGCAAACAUUCCUCAAACACUGUAUUGAAUGUAUAGCUCGGGUUGCUGAUCUUGCACCAUUGGAUGUUUUCACUGCUGUGAUGGAGCGCUGGCAGUGUCUAGCCGGUGUUCACGCUAGGUCUUCGGUAGGGGUGCGAGUGUCGGCCCCGGCUGAAGCGGAUCGCUUGUUGGCAGCCCUACUUGACCUCGCUACGCUCACACGGCUUUUGGGAAGACUUGCUCCAGCCUUAUUAGCUGAGUCUGAUGGUUCGAGUGCUGCUUGUGCCGCGGGUGCUGCUCUUGUGGAGAGGUGUGCCAGUUCUCUGUCUGGUGCAGCACUCACACGUCCCCACCGCACGCACGGCCCGCCGCUUGCCUCUGCGCACAUUGCUCUUCAGGCGGAGAUGUUCGCGUGUAUGGGUGCUUGGUGCUGCUACGCCAGUGAGUGUGGUGUGCCGUUAAGGACUAUGGACUCGCUGCUCGCUGCUGCACUGCCGUUCUUGGUGCCUCACGAACAACCGGAGCCCCCUCUACUUUGCCACGCGGCUGCACACCUCCUUCUGAGCUUGUCAAAGAACGUCAAGUUCACAACGGACCCUAUCAUGAUGUUGGGUGAUCUCUACAACCACGCUCAGCGUUCACUGCACUACUUAGAACCGAAGACUGGUAGCGUAGUCCGUGAGGCCCUGGUGUGUUUGUCCCUAUGUCGUCCCGAGGCUGCUCGCGGGCUGCUGGGUGCGUGGGGCUCGCUGAACGGAGGACCCUCGGCCGUGCUGCCUCCCCUUACUGAACUGCUGCACGCCUUCGCUGGAGCCAGCACUCACUCUAAGAAGAUAAUAGCGGAGGGUAUAUCUUCGGCCGCUGAGAGCGCGUUGCGCAUGCUGUGUGAUCCAGUGUACUCUACUUCUGAGUCGGAAAUCACGGAUUUCUUCCUAGCACUGUUCACAGCUCUGCUUCCACAGUUGGGAAGCUUUGCAUAUACCGCCAUAGACGUGUUCCUUGAAGUCGCUCAAAGGGAGACAGGCGAUAGUUCAGGCAGUCUUGAGAGGCUCGUGGAGUGUGUUCGUCUAGGAGUUGAGGCGGGAGGCGGCGGUGUAAGGGUCACUGCUGUUUUGGAACUGCUGCAAAUACAUGUACUGCCGCGAGCCACGCAUCACUCGCCAGCACUCGCAAGAGCGGCACACAGACUACUAGCCAGUGUGUUGGUUCAUCGUUGGCGGUACUUCUUCCCCACGGGUCCCGGCUCGGGGGUUGGUGUGGAGGGUGCUGAGGGUGCACGACGCUCGGAUGAACUGCGGGGAGCUCUCACCGCGCUAGGGGGUGCGCUACUCUCACAGGACAUUGACCUACUGAGGAUAGCACUGAACACGCUCGACGUGUUGAACACCAAGUGGAAGUUAUACCAUAAGGCGUUAUUCCGUAGUGAGUUCAUGGGGGAAUUUCUAUCAGUACUGGUUUCCGGCCUAUCGGAGGGCGGAGCUCGAGCUCUUUUACGUGAUGAGGCAGUUUCUGCGGCGCAUGCCAUGGCUGUAGUUGACUUCAACGCCUUCCGACACGCCUUUCUGCCUCACUUCCUACGCUCUAUGCCAGGCUUGGACCAGCAACACGCGCAGAUGUUGGCAGACUUUCCGCCGGAUACGGAUCUACCAACAUUUACACAAAAUAUUUUGAAACUUAUGAAUGACGUUAACUGCUACAGAGCAUAUCAGUCACUUGGGUGUAAUGAAAUGGGGCCAUAG
Molecule: messenger RNA, 3066 nt
Organism: Danaus chrysippus (African queen)
Lineage: Eukaryota; Metazoa; Arthropoda; Insecta; Lepidoptera; Nymphalidae
Source: the annotation of a GenBank genome assembly